GGCAAACAGUCAACUAGACAGAGAAAAAGCGGAAUGGUUGAAUGCGAUUCAUUGUAAUCAAACCGAAGAAAUGACAGACGCGUUUAGAUUCCAACUUGAAAUGUUUCACCAGCGUCGCGGUAUGACCACAUCGGAACGUCGUCACGCAACCGAAUACGAUAUCGACCCUAAUAAUGAUAUGGCAGAACUCACCGCAUUAUUUCACGCUGUAAGAAUUGGUGGCUCGUUUAUCACUCCCGAUGUAGUCGAAAGUUUGUUUGCGCAGGAAGCUCAUACUUCAGAGCUCAAAAUAGCGUAUAAUUUGGGACCGCCCGAUCUUCUAGCCCGUGGGCAAGCAAUCUUUCCAUCGACGUCUUUUCCCGGCUUCUCAAAGAGGAUUAUGACCGGUUUGGUGGAAACAAUAUCCCUAUUCGCGGAAAUGACAUGGAAUAUUUCUACCAUCUUUCAGCCGGACCACUAG
Messenger RNA from Paraglomus brasilianum, 460 nucleotides. The record is from the annotation of a GenBank genome assembly. NCBI's taxonomy places the organism in Eukaryota, Fungi, Glomeromycota, Glomeromycetes, Paraglomerales, Paraglomeraceae.